Messenger RNA from Phragmites australis (common reed), 1621 nucleotides. RefSeq lists its product as uncharacterized. The transcript is spliced from 6 exons. Lineage: Eukaryota; Viridiplantae; Streptophyta; Magnoliopsida; Poales; Poaceae. Gene Ontology annotation, molecular function: phosphatidylinositol transfer activity. The coding region runs from base 403 to 1365 and encodes 320 amino acids. The record is from RefSeq and is a predicted model, not a curated record.
CGCCAACAGACCGAGAGCACGGCACGGCAUUCCACGCUCCGGGACGGCGAGAAGCGACUUCCCAAUUCCCAUCCACCGGCCGCGCCUCGCGCACGCCUUGGUGCGGAAAAGCCGCGCUUUUUUCCUGGUUCCUCCUCCCCCCACCAGUCCACCACAGCCAGUCGCCCUCGCCAGUUCGUUCCACAGCCCCACUCCCAUUCCCAAUCCAACUGCUCCGUCUCGUCCUCCCCGUCCGGGAGCCCAUCCAAGAACGCGUGACGCGCCGAGAGGCCCCCGAGGUGCGUGCCUGUCUUCCCGCCGCCUCCCCGAUCGAUCCAGCCGUGCGAAUUACCGGUUGCUACCGGUUCCGUCGUGCUUCAUCGGUUACGUAUCUAGCGGAGCUGCCUCCUUCAAGGUACUACAAUGUCCUUUCUAUUCAAGUCUAGCAAUGGUGGUACAACUGAGAAAAACUUGACCCUAGAAGAACAGCAAGAAAAGAUAAAUGAAUUACGCAAGGAGCUUGGUGAAUAUUCCUCAGUAGCCAUUCAAGAUUUCCUUUCAGAUGCCUCAUUAUCGAGAUUCCUUCGAGCAAGAAACUGGAAUGUGCAGAAAGCUAGUAAAAUGCUGAAAGCAGCUGUGAAGUGGCGGCUUGCAUUCAAGCCAGAAACCAUUUGCUGGGAAGAUAUUGCACAGGAAGCAGAGACUGGAAAGAUAUAUAGGGCAGACUACAAGGACAAACAUGGGAGAACUGUUCUUGUAUUGAGGCCUGGCUUAGAGAACACUUCCUCAGCAACAGGACAAAUCAAGUAUCUAGUUUACUCUCUGGAGAAAGCGAUUAUGAACCUGACGGACGAUCAAGAGAAGAUGGUGUGGCUGACAGAUUUCCAGUGCUGGACAUUGGGAAGCACACCAUUGCAGGUAACCCGUGAGACUGUCAAUGUCUUGCAAGACUGUUAUCCUGAGAGGUUGGGGCUAGCGAUCCUUUACAAUCCUCCUAGGAUAUUUGAGUCCUUCUGGAAGAUAGUGAAGCCAUUCCUGGACCAUGAGACCCGCAACAAGGUGAAGUUUGUGUACUCAAACGAUAAGGAGAGCCAGAAGAUCAUGGCAGAGGUCUUCGACAUCGACAAGCUUGACACGGCAUUCGGGGGAAACAACCCAGCUGGCUUCGAAUACAGCAACUAUUCUGAGCAAAUGAGGGAGGACGACAAGAAGAUGGGAUCUUUGCACGGCACAAAUGGUAGCUUGCUCUCUCAGGGCCAGCCAGAUGAAUCAGCUGAGGAGGCUAAUGGCGCCGACUCGGAUGCCUCAAGCGAGGCCUCUUUCUAUAGCGGAACGGAGUCUCCGAAACAUGAAGACGGAGAACAGGGCGUCCCAAAGAACGGCUGAGCUGAACCGCUGUGCUUGCUCGAACAGAGAGAUGAAAUAGGUCGACAUGCAAUUAUCUAACUGGAACAUAUGUUGGAAUCAGUAGCGCCAGUUUGCAAGCUGGUUAGAAAUCCUCUCUAUGACCACGAUGUUGGAUCCGCGAGAGGGAAUGUAUAUUCGCUGUUCAUGAUAUCAUAGAGAGCCUGGAAGAGUUUUCUGUGGCCGGCAUCCUACUAUACAUUUGUAUGAAAUAAAUGCUUCCAUUCUCAAUUGCUAA